AAUUAGAGGGGGUCACACCAGCAGCAUAUAAAGACUACCAGGACUUUGAAAAGGCGAAACAUUUUAAAACUUCAGGCAGCAAAGGAGGACGUGUAUUUGGCAAAUAGCCUAGUCUGAAAUUGUUGUGCAUAUAAGUAUUCGUUUAUUUGUAUUUGUGUGUGUGUUCCAUUUAUUCUCCAUACAUUAAAAAAGGCAGAUGGACAUCUGAAAUUGCGCACCGACUAGCCUACUUAUAUUUCGCAUUUUUUAGAUAAACCUCACAGAUUUGUGGCACCAUGGGUUCCGUGUUGCCCGCUGAAGCAUUGGUGCUGAAGUCUGGAUUUAAGCAACAGAGUUUGUCUCUGUCUGAAAUUAUCACCUCGGACAUUCUCCAUAGUUUUCUCUAUGGUAGAUGGAGGAACGUGCUUGGGGAACACCUUUUGGAGGAGAAGAUAAACGUCAGUCCCAAAACAGCUUUCACCGCAGAGGUCCUUGCGCAAUCAUUCUCAGGGGAGGUUCACAAGCUCUCCAGUCUGGUGCUGCCAAGUGAAGUGAUAAUAGCCCAGAGCUCCAUCCCUGGCGAGGGCUUAGGAAUCUUCUCCAAGACCUGGAUCAAAGCUGGGACAGAGAUGGGGCCUUUUACUGGCCGAGUCAUCUCUCCUGAGCAUGUGGAUCUCUUCAAGAACAACAACCUCAUGUGGGAGGUGUUCAAUGAGGAUGGUACUGUGCGCUACUUCAUUGAUGCCAGUCAGGAGGAUCACCGCAGCUGGAUGACCUAUAUCAAAUGUGCCCGCAACGAGCAGGAGCAGAACCUGGAAGUUGUGCAGAUUGGCAGCAGUAUCUUCUACAAAGCUAUGGAGACCAUUCCCCCCGACCAGGAGCUGCUAGUGUGGUAUGGAAACUCACAUAACACAUUCCUGGGGAUACCCGGAGUUCCAGGAAUAGAGGAUGACCAGCAGAAAAAGAGCAAAACCGAUGAGUUUCAUAUUUGCGACGGCUCCACCUCCUCGUCCUCUGCCCUGCCUACCACCGCUAGCCGGAUGCGCUGUGUCAUCUGCCACCGGGGCUUCAACUCUCGCAGCAACCUGCGUUCCCACAUGCGCAUCCACACCCUGGACAAGCCAUUUGUAUGUCGCUUUUGCAAUCGGCGCUUCAGCCAGUCGUCCACCCUGCGCAACCACGUGCGCCUGCACACUGGCGAGCGGCCAUACAAGUGCCACGUGUGCCAGAGUGCCUACUCUCAGUUGGCAGGACUGCGGGCACACCAGAAGAGCGCCAGACACCGGCCCGGUGGUGCUGGGGGAGUGGUGGUGGGCCUCCACCAGGCACACUCCCCCCCACCCCCCCAGAUGACCACGGUGCCCCACCCAGCCUCUCUGGUGCACCACAUCCCCACCAUGGUCCUGUGAAGGAAAGCCUUGUACAUUCAUUCCAAUAGGCACAUCCCCUCGACAGUGAUGAUCGUACUGCAAAAUGUGAUGCUUUUCUACAAGUCUGCACUUCCUUGCACAUAUUUGAUGUAAAUUAACUGGCUGUAGUGGUGUCACUGUUAGAGCUACCGGCAAAUGGACUUUCUGAUCACAUAUAAUAGUUUGGCCCUCACAAUUUCUCUUUUACAAUGCACUAUGUAGGACGAAGGUGAUCUAGGUACUGGAAUUCUGUUAACUUACUGUCAAAAAUGUAACUAGACCUGAUGUUGUCACUGUGACCGUUCUUGUGAGAUUAAGUUUAAUCUCUGUGUAUUAAUCAACUAUGGAUGACCACAGUUGAUUAAUAUAUAUAUAUAUUUGGGUCCAUAAUAUACAGUACUGUAUGUAGUGUAUUGAUUGGUCAUGCCAGGUACCGUCAUACUGAUAACAUAUAGAAAUCCAUUUAUUUUAUAGAUAUUUAAAAAAUCUACAGGUCAAGUUCUGAAUGGUUUAACAUUUUGAAGUUAUUGGAAGUUAUUUUUCACUCUUACCAGUGCAUGGGACAAUAUCUGUCUACUCAGUGACGACAAGUCUUGGGAUGUUCUUGUACAUCUUCAGAGGUACUGUAUCUGGGAGGCAAAUGUAGUUCACUUUUGUUUGCAUGCAGUUUUUUCUUUUUGAAAAUAAUGCUAUUUGUUUAUUUCCACCUGAAUGAGGUAGCCCAGGCUGACAGUCAAAUUGAUUUGUACAAACAAGAUCUGGGUUUGGGAGUACAUUCACACGUUCAUAACAUUGAUUAACUCAUAUUUUUGACUAUUGUAACAAUAAUUGUAUAAUUUGCCACCGUAAUGGAUGAAGGAUCAUUUGAACUGGUCACUUAACAGGAUUUUCCAGACUCUCCCAAUAACCAUUAGCUUUGUUGUGUCCCAGUCAGGGAAUAGAAUGAUUCAUGACGUGUAAAAACACUAUAUAAGAUGUAAAUAUAAUCCUAAAAUGUACUCUAUUUCCAGAAUUAUUGAACAGUCACUUUAUCUCUACAUGUACAGUAUGUAUAACUUAAAUUACAAAGCGGGGUGCAGUGUAUUACCUAUACUAUGUUUGCAUAUAUAAAUUACUUUGUAUUUUCACCUAGUACUCCAAAUAAAUCAUUGUAACCUU
Molecule: messenger RNA, 2546 nt
Organism: Oncorhynchus mykiss (rainbow trout)
Lineage: Eukaryota; Metazoa; Chordata; Actinopteri; Salmoniformes; Salmonidae
Gene: prdm12b
Product: PR domain containing 12b
Biological process (GO): neurogenesis; regulation of gene expression
Cellular component (GO): nucleus
Molecular function (GO): histone methyltransferase binding
Source: RefSeq, a predicted model, not a curated record